Aspergillus alliaceus is the source of this 1053-nucleotide messenger RNA. RefSeq names its product DUF4112 domain-containing protein. The record is from RefSeq and is a predicted model, not a curated record. Bases 200 to 982 code for a protein of 260 amino acids. NCBI's taxonomy places the organism in Eukaryota, Fungi, Ascomycota, Eurotiomycetes, Eurotiales, Aspergillaceae. The transcript has 3 exons.
UUCUCUAUAACUCUCCCUUGUGAUCGCAAUAUAAGACCCUUGCCGAGGACUUACUAUACUUAUCGUCCUGGCCGGAAAUACACCAUUUCACGCGAGGUCUUCUGUCGCAACCCUACAAUACUAUCGGAAGCCUGUUUGUUUUUGUAUCUAAAUUAUUUUAAUUUUCUCGUUAUUUCUUCUCAAACUUGAUCGCAAAGCUAUGUCAGGUCCGCUCGUGUCUCUGGUCGGCAAGAGGAUUCUAGCAGAAUCGGCGAGAAACCAUUUCGGGCAAGAGGAUCCGUAUUUUGAAGAAGUUCCAGCCUCACGGUUGCACCGCGCAUUCGGCAAAAAGACUCAAAAGCGACGCAAGGCGAUUCCUCCGGGCCUGUCCGAAAAUGAUCGCAAAGUCCUUACGCAAGUGAAGCGUAGGGCAUACCGACUAGACUUGUGUCUGUUUAGCCUGUGUGGCGUCCGGUUUGGUUGGGGCAGUGUGAUCGGCCUGGUUCCAUUUGCCGGUGACACUGCCGAUAUGGCACUUGCGAUGAUGGUGGUCAACACCUGUGAUAAAAUUGACGGCGGGCUCCCGACACGCCUCAGAAUGAUGAUGCUGAUCAACGUGAUCAUUGAUUUCGCCAUUGGCCUUGUGCCCUUCGUGGGGGAUAUUGCAGACGCCAUGUACAAAUGUAACACAAGAAAUGCCGUUAUACUGGAAAAGCAUUUGAGGGAAAAAGGAGCCAAGGCGCUUUCGAAGCAACGGCGACGCCAAGAGACUGAUCCAGAUCCAAGUCUACCAGAUGAAUUUGACAAGUAUGAUCAGACAUUGGUUAAUGGCCCGUCUAGGCGUGAAAGCCACAAGCAUCGCAGCAACACCAACCAAACCAGGAAUGAUCCAGUGGUUCAUUCAGACAACCGGAAGCACACCAGAUGGUUCGGCGGGUCUUCCCAUCAGAGACAUGACGAUGUCGAAGCUGGAAUUGUCGGCAACUCCCAGACCCGUAGAUGAUAAACGAUACUGUGAAAAUAUAUGGGCCGGCUUUUGUUUUGCGAAUUUUUAUUAAGGCGUUGGUGGUCAAC